UGACCUCCAAACUAGUAGAAACUUCUCAAACAUUCCAGGCAGUUUCAUAAACACGAUCAAGAACUAUUUCUAUUUGAAGUAAGCUAAAAAAACAACAACACAAACAGUCCACACGACAGUGUCUGAUAUCCGCUGUUUAUCGUGGUGCGCGAUUUAAUACGCUAGUGAGAUAUAUUCACAUUACCCUAAAGCUUUAUAUUGUUAUUUAAAGGAUUUAAAUGUUAAAUUAGUGAUCGAUUAGUUCCGAGCUGCUCGCCGGCCGCCAUCUUGAACUCCGGCUGAUGAGUCACGUGAUCGACAUUGUCUUAUUUUUCGGUCGCCGACCGUUCGCCUGAGCGAUUCGUUUUUUCGCGAUAAAUUUGGGCGGUAAAGCGCUUCUUUUAGUCGAGAUUAUUCGCUUUGUUAAUAUUCAGUCUUCGUAUGGAUGACACCGGGAUUUAAACGAGAGCAGGAAAUCUUUUGAGGAAGUGGAGUGACAGACUCAGUGUAAAUCAAGAUGGCAGGUCUGUCUUUAUAUUUUGAAGAUGGCCAUGAUGAUUUGGACGACUUUGGAUUCGAUGACUACGGUUCAGAGUGCGAUGGGAUUCGGAUAACAGCGUUCCUGGAUGCAGGCCAGGAUAACCUCACCCCUUUGGGUCGACUGGAAAAAUAUGCUUUUAGUGAAAACGUCUUCAAUAGGCAAAUUGUGGCACGGGGAUUGCUAGAUGUGCUCCGGGAGUUCAGUGAGAAUGAAAAUGACUUCAUCAGCGUCAUGGAAACGGUUGCCAGAAUGUCUGAGGAUGGAGAACCAACAGUGAGAGCUGAAUUGAUGGAACAGGUGCCAAACAUUGCCAUGUUCCUCCACGAAAACCGCCCCAAUUUCCCAGAAGCCUUUUCGCGGUAUCUAGUACCUAUUGUGGUCCGUUAUCUCACAGAUCCUAAUAACCAGGUGAGAAAGACGAGCCAAGCUGCCCUGCUGGUUCUUCUUGAACAGGGUCUGAUGAGUAAGGCCGAUAUGGAGGGAAGGGUCUGCCCUGUGCUACUGGAGCUCACAGAACCCAGCAGCGAUGACGACUACAAGAUCGAGGCUGUAGCGAUCAUGUGUAAGUUGGUGACUAUGUUGACUAAAGACACAGUGGAACACCUUCUUUUGGUGCGUUUCUGUGAGCUGUGAAGCGACACCAGACUGUUUCAAGUCCGCAAGGUUUGUGCAGCAAACUUCGGCGAGUUCUGUUCUAUUGUUGGCCAGGAAGCCACAGAGAAACUAUUGAUGCCUAAAUUUUUCGACCUGUGCUCGGACAGUCUGUGGGGUAUUAGGAAAGCCUGUGCUGAGUGCUUCAUGGUGGUUUCAAACUGCACUUCUUCAGAGGUGCGGCGUACUAAAUUGUCCCCGUUGUUCAUCAAUCUCAUCAGCGAUCAGUCACGAUGGGUGCGGCAGGCUGCAUUCCAAUCUCUAGGUCGUUUUAUCUCCACGUUCGCCAAUCCUUCAAUCACAGGACUGCACUUCUGUGACGAUGGAACCCUUCGUGAGAUAUUCAAGAUGUCUGAGAGCAGCUCACAUAACUCCUGCAACGCCUCCAAUUUAAGUUCCUCAGAACAUCUCAUUCAGCCCGAUUUACACCAGCAGCAACCCACCUCCGAAAAAUCAGCUCCACCAUCACAACCUCCACAUCCAACGAGUUACUCAUCCAAUCCUCAUGAAGACAGUUCUGUCCAGGGCCUGUUUAGACACACCAACCAGCAGAUGGAUGACUGUACGAUGUACAGCUCCUUUAACUACUGGAGAUCCCCGCUGCCCGACAUCACCCAAGACCUCCAGCUACUGCAGGGAGAUGAGCGAGACGAGGAGGACAGAGACGUGUUGAUGGAGGAAGUCGGAGACAAAGAAGAAGCACAAGGUGAUGAGAUAGAAAAGCCUCCAAGUUUAGAUGCUCAAGGCCCGACCACCAGCUCGCAGAUCCAGAAGGUUUUGGACUGCCUUCAACCUCACCUAGAUGAUCCUGACGUACAAGCACAAGUGAAGGUGUUAUCCGCUGCGCUGAAAGCAGCUCAGCUAGAGAGCCAGACAGAAGAUGCGGAAGAUUCUUUGUCAGACAGUAACGGUUCUGUGGGUUCUCCGACGUCAGAGGAGCUCAGCGCCAUGAGCGAGCUCUCAUUGACAGACGCACAGAUCUCAGACUCGCCGUCUACUUCACCUGUAGAUGAUUCUGAACCCAGCAGUGAGGAGUCAGAACUGAUAGAAAAUGUAGAGGAAGCGAAAGACUCUGACAUCACCAAAACAUCUGAAGAAGAGAAGUCUAAAGUUCAGAAUGUCAUUCCACAGCAGUUGUUGGAUCAGUACCUGUCCAUGACAGACCCGGCUCGAGCUCAGACUGUGGACACCGAGAUCGCCAAACACUGUGCUUUCAGUCUGCCAGGUGUUGCCCUGACGCUGGGCAGACAGAACUGGCACUGCCUGAAAGACACAUACGAGACCCUCGCGACAGACGUGCAGUGGAAGGUGCGUCGGACGCUGGCGUUCUCCAUCCACGAGUUGGCUGUGAUUCUGGGAGAUCAGCUGACCGCAGCCGACCUGGUGCCCAUAUUUAACGGCUUUCUUAAAGAUCUGGAUGAGGUGCGGAUAGGAGUCCUCAAACACCUUUAUGACUUCCUGAAGCUGCUUCAUGCCGAGAAGCGUCGAGAAUAUCUGUAUCAGCUGCAGGAGUUCAUGGUGACGGACAACAGCCGAAACUGGAGAUUCCGCUAUGAGCUAGCAGAACAGCUCAUCCUGAUCAUCGAGUUGUACAGCCACAAAGAUGUCUAUGACUACCUCAGACAGAUAGCGCUUAACCUCUGCUCAGACAAAGUAUCUGAAGUGCGGUGGAUCUCGUAUAAGCUGGUGGUGGAGAUCUUGCAGAAGCUGUAUUCCUGUGGAGCUCAUGACCUUGGUCAUAAUUUCAUUAAUGAGCUCGUUAUGAGAUUCUGUCACUGUCCCAAAUGGGUUGGACGGCAGGCGUUCGCGUUCAUUUGUCAGGCGGUAGUGGAGGAGGACUGUAUGCCCAUGGACCAGUUUGCACAGCAUCUUCUGCCCAGUCUGCUCAGCCUCUCGUCAGAUCCUGUGCCCAACGUACGCGUGCUGGUCGCCAAGGCUUUAAGACAAAGUGUGUUGGAAAAACCGUACUUCAAAGAUCCAGGCAGUGCAUACUCUGAUGAGCUCGAGGAGGCUCUGUCUGAACUGAGGAUGGACAAGGACCGGGACGUACGGUUCUUCGCCACACUGGAUCCCAACAGGAACGUUCUGGACACGGCAGCGCUCAUUUAGCACCUUUUGCUGUCUGCACACCUGAACAAGCACCAGCAAGAACAACACUAAACACAAUUUACAUUGACAAGUGUUUGAAAAUAGGAACUGUCCACACGCUCGCAGUCGUGUCCCAAACACACUUUCCAUACAAGAGAACAUGCGCACAUUAUGCAUUCUUAUUUAUACACAAAAUGGGCCUCUUUUAUGAAACUAAGUGGCUAAAUUCACACAAUGAACCCUUACAAUGCAAGUUAAUAUGCAAAUACAAGAUGUUUCCUAAUCAAUAUGUUGAUAUGUAGAAGAUCUUUAUUAUGAAAUAUUGUACAGCAAAUACAUUCUACGGAACAAAAUUUGUCUCAAGGUCGACAUCAUCGUCUGUGCCUCUGAUUGUCAGAUUGAAAUAUCAACAAUGCUGCUAAUCGGAUGUGAACAGAAAUGCAACGACAAAUGUAUUUAUGCAGUGGUAACAUGCAUGCAUUUGUGUUUUAUAAAAGAGGCCCAUGCAUCUCAUAUAGAGGUCUAGCACCUAAACACACACACAUCUACAAACACAAUAACCUCACCUCUGGCUUCUCUCUGAACCGUGCAAGAUUUCAGUUUGCACCAUCACGGCAGCAAAAAGUAUUUGGAGAGACGAGACGAACUUUAGCAAGCAUCUUAACCGUGGAUCCUUUGUUUUCUAUCAGACUGUUCAGAUGCUACCAGCUUCCCCUCCAAAGCUAGUUGUACAUUCAUGAGAUUUUCAUGACUUUUUUGUGGAUUUCUUAUAAAAAAAAGACUAAAAAACAUGAGCAGACUUACACGAUGAAGUGCUACUAACUCAGGGAGACCUGACAGAUUUUUUAAGCCGCAAUGCCGGUAUCGAGCUGAGCCCAAGUGAUGCUGCAGGAACAUUUGCUGCAUUUACCAGCCUCCUGUUCACCUGACCCUCAGGAUUCACUCGAAUUGUUGCGGGAAUCGUCGUUU
Molecule: messenger RNA, 4228 nt
Organism: Triplophysa rosa
Lineage: Eukaryota; Metazoa; Chordata; Actinopteri; Cypriniformes; Nemacheilidae
Gene: ppp4r1l
Product: protein phosphatase 4, regulatory subunit 1-like
Exons: 20
Biological process (GO): protein dephosphorylation
Molecular function (GO): protein binding; protein phosphatase regulator activity
Source: RefSeq, a predicted model, not a curated record